Molecule: messenger RNA, 783 nt
Organism: Stegodyphus dumicola
Lineage: Eukaryota; Metazoa; Arthropoda; Arachnida; Araneae; Eresidae
Molecular function (GO): lipid binding
Source: RefSeq, a predicted model, not a curated record
UUGAAAACAGAAAGUGAAAGUUUUGUCAACAAAGGAAGUGUGAUUCAAAUUUGUAUUUUGGUCUUUGUUAUCUGUUCUUGUAUGCGUGUUAUCAUUGAUUCGUAAUAAUCACGUUGUAUGUGUGAAAUCAUUGAUAAAAUUUAAUUUUACUCUGUGAAAAUAGUAGUACAGUAAUUAAUCAAAUGCGGAACAGUCAUUCGAGUUACCAUGGCGUAUACUUUUGUAGACAUAUCAGUUAUAUUAAUUUCGUUGAUUUUAGUCUCAGCAAGUUACGCAUUUUAUUUAAUAUACUACAAAAAGUGUGGCUUAUAUAGUAAUUCUAAAAAUGCAUUUGUUGUUUUUGAUGUAAUCAAGAUGUUAAAAAAGAUUUGCCCUGUUGGUACUAUGAAUGAAUGGCAGUUGUUUCCCUUAAAAUAUGGAAUGCACCGCUGCUGGAGGAAACAGGUUUUAAGUACUCCAAUGAGAAACAGUAUUGAUUUAUGUGGAUCAUGUGUUGUUCUUAACUGUUCCACAAUGAGUGUAGCAAAUGUUGUUCAGAGGUUUGGCAAACUUAUGCCAGUUGGCAAUAAUGGCUCUUUUGACUGGUGUGAUAUAAUAAUUGAUGUUCAAGAGAAUUCUGACUGGGUUGUGGUCAGAAGAUGUUCAUCUAGCAUCAAAAUAUCCAGUGGAUCACUGGUAUUUCUGAGCAAGAAGAAGUCUAAAAGGCCCAUGGACCCAGUACUAUAUCAUGGUUGGGUUCUAGGAGCUGCUAUGCAUAAUACAGCCGACUUGGCCAAAUUGUAA